AUCCGCGGGGAAAGCAACUCGCCAAACAACAACAACAACAACAGCAACAGCAGCAACAGCAGCAACAACCAAUCUUCGUUUACGCGCAAAUUCGUUCGUUGGUCGGCGGCCAGUGUUGGUUACGCGACAGAGUUCGGUCCACGAUUCCUCGACGUCGACACAGCGAUCGGCGUUCCCUGCCUCUGGUGCCGACAAACCGCUGCUCUGACUCUCGACGAAUUACCGACAGUAACGUCACAGAAACAAGCGAAACGACGACGCUCGCCGACGUACUCGAGAUUCUCGGCGGUAUCGGCAACAUCGUCGUCGGUGAACUCGACGAGAGUAACGGCAGCGCGAGUCUGUCGUUGGAAGAAGCGGGAAGAAGAAGAGGAAGAGGAAGAAGAAGACGAAACAGCAACAGCAACAGCAACAGCAGCAGCAGCAGGAGGAGGAAGAAGAGGAGGAGAAAGAAGAAGAUCGGGAUCGACAAACGCGCGCGACGACGAGCAAACGACGAGAGGCUGGAUCGUCGGUGGCAGCAGCGAUGCCGGCAGACGACGAGUGGCAAGCACGCGAUCGUCGCACCAGGGAUCGUCACCAACGAGAGAAAUUGGACGUCGCGAAAGGACAACGUCGUGGAAAGAGGGGGGGUGGCAAGCUUCUUGUGGUGGAAGAAGAAGCAUCGAAGAAUAUCGGAUCGCGUGGCGAGUUUGCGGCAAGUUUGUUGGUCGUCGAGGGGAGGAGGAACAAUCGUCGUCGUCGAAGGGGCGAAUCGUCGGGGACGCUAGCGUUCCCGAGCUCGUGCCAAUGCUCGAGCUCGAUCCGCCCGAAUUCACGGGACCAUCCACGUCGUGCGAUCGGAACAACAACAGCAACAACAACAACGACGACGACGACGACGACGACGACGACGACGACGACGACGACGAUGACGACGAUGACGACGACGACGACGACGACGACGACGACGGGAACGAUCGCCGCUGCUCGUCCUCGACGAGUUUCCCUCCGCGUUUCCCACCUACCGCAAUCUCCUCUCCAACGGCCGUGCCUCCCUUUCCGUUCGUCGUUCGUCGUUGGCCGAUCCUCGCCGCAGCUGUCGACGCGUACCACGACGAAGAAGUCGACCGUCGUCGACGAUACGAAACCAGAAACGCCACUGCCUUUCGUGUCUCUUGCGACUCGGUUUGCCGCAGCGGAGUGCGCCCGCGCAUUUCGACGCUCGCCGAUAUUUUGCAGAAAAAGAGCGACGAUUGUCGUGCACCGCAGCGUGGGAACAACCUCGAGGACGAGGGGAGGAAGAGGAGGAGGAGGGAUACGGAUACCGAUACCGAUGCCGACGACUGCUACGACAAUUGCUACGACAACAACGACGACGACGACGACAAAGUCGAUCGCGUCAAGAAUUUUAUUUUGUCGGCGUCCCGUCAAGGGUCAAGGUCAUGGCCUCGUCACAUCGGGAGCAAGAAACCGAGGAGAACGAAGAGGUGGAGGAAGGACGGUGAUCGGGAUCAUCGCGCGAUCAUCGAGUGCCUGGCCGAUCCCUCCGGAACUCGUGCCGCGUGUGUCACGAACGUUCCUCCGAUCGAUGUAUCUCCUUACACUGCCUACAACGACGAGAACGACGAUGACGAGAGCUGCUGCCGCGUUAUCGGCCAGUCAUGCCGCGCGAUCGGGAACGUUCGUUUUGCUGGACGCGAGGACGAGCUGGAUCCGGACUGUACCGUUCGUCGAGAUGGGACGCGACACGGUCGGGACGUUGGCAAUCGCCCUUCGUCGAACGACGAACAACUCGACGCUCGUGAACUCAAGUUCGAGAGAUUUCGACGUGAUCGCGACGCGGGGAGGAACGGCGGAGAACGCGAGAGCCACUACACUGCCCGUUUCCAGAAGCCGACUAUCGCCAACGGAAAUAACGAGAACGAAACGAAACUUCCGACAAAAGGACCAACGACGACGACGACGACGACGACGACGACGACGACGACGACUGCGAAAAAGAGGAAGAAGAAGACAUCCAGCAACAGCUGCGGCCAAAAGUACGGACUGUUGUUCGUGUUGUAUCUACUGGCUUGGCCUUUGGUAUCCUCGACGAAUCCCUCCGGACAGUUCAUCUCUGGCUUCACCCGCAAUCCAUCCCUCGGCCCCGUUGAGAACGUUCCGCGUCACAACGCCACGCAGAUCUCCUCUCUGCUGGUAUCGUCGAGCAUCGCUCACCAACGUCAACAGCAGCAGCAAUACCAGCAAUACCAGCAGCAACAUUACCGGCAACUGGAGGAGGAGCACGGAGCGCGGGAACAGUUGAUCCGGGACAACGGGCACCAUCGUCGUCGACACGAAGAACAACAACAACAACAACAGCAGCAGCAGCAGCAGCAACAACAGGAGGAACAAAGUCGCGAGCAACGAGAAGUGGAGGAGUCGUCGUAUCGAGAUAACGAUCGCGGCGAAACCGUUCUCGAGUCCGAGUCGAUGCAUCCUUACAACGAAUACAGCUGGGAGGUGAAUCAGAUAAACCCUUGGUUGUCGGCCUGCGACCUGGCGGGCCCAGCGCCGGCCGAUCUUCAGGGUAGCUGCGGCCCGCCGGAGGUGCCGAAAACCUGUCCGGCCGCGUGCGCGACCAGCUCGCCAGGAGGGAACAACGCCGAGUUCGUCGAGGUGAUGAAGAAGGUCAAGGUUGCCGGGAAUUGCUAUUGGUCGACCGGUGGGAAAAAGGGUACGGCGACGACGAGGACGACGGCUACGGCUACGUCGACGUCGACAACGACGACGGCGACGGCGUCGAUGGUGGCGGCGGCAGCGGUGGCGGCGGUGGCGGCGGAAUCGGGACGGUUCGGCUCGAGUUCGAUCAAGUCGUCGGGGGCAGACGGAGGAGGAGGAGGAGGAGGAGGCGGAGGCAGCGGGUUCGCGAGUGAAAAAACCAGAGGGACCGAUCGAGAGAAAGCAGCCGAUCGAGAUGGCGUAUCGAUGGCUCCGGAACAGUGCCUUUUUUAUCUCGAGGAGUCGCAUAAGAGGGACAUCUGUCGGGAUGAUUUUGGCCGGAGCACUAGUACGCGAAGUUUUUUAACCCCGAGGGAGAAUCGAUAUUGGUUCAUGAGCGGGUUGCGUCUGCGGCACUGCUGCGACCACGCGGUGGUCAACGCCCUGGCACCUGGCAAGGGCGGUCCGCUCGAGAACGUGCUAAACGGUGGCGAGAAGUGCGUCGAUGCCCUGGACAAGCUGUUGCUCGUCGACGCGUUAGCCGCGAGGCUGCACUGUGAGUUCGAGGAAGUGCUCGCGCGGUACGACUGUGCACAGCCCUAUUCGGUCAUCUUCAACUGCACCCACUGCAAGGUAAGCACUCACACCUUUCUCUUUCCUUUUCUUUCUUUUUUUCUUUUCUUCUCUCUUCUCUCGUGUUUUCGUCCAAACGACUCGUCACUGAGAACACUGAGCUUACUUUUUAAAUACCAGUUCAUCAAUGUCUGGUUUGAUAUAGGUAGUGGCACGAAGAGUAUUUUCAAGAUGUUCGUCUAA
Molecule: messenger RNA, 3498 nt
Organism: Frieseomelitta varia
Lineage: Eukaryota; Metazoa; Arthropoda; Insecta; Hymenoptera; Apidae
Gene: Mid1
Exons: 3
Coding region: 790-3498 (902 amino acids)
Biological process (GO): calcium ion import across plasma membrane
Cellular component (GO): plasma membrane
Molecular function (GO): stretch-activated, monoatomic cation-selective, calcium channel activity
Source: RefSeq, a predicted model, not a curated record